Peronospora farinosa is the source of this 13503-nucleotide messenger RNA. NCBI's taxonomy places the organism in Eukaryota, Oomycota, Peronosporomycetes, Peronosporales, Peronosporaceae. The record is from the annotation of a GenBank genome assembly.
AUGGCUGGCGUGGACCUACUUGACGUACGACGCGAAGACGUUGCUGCUCUUCCGAAGGACAGCGACAACGACAUAGUGAGCGUUGGUCGUCUACACUCGGGGCUGCAGCAGCUUCUAACUACUACUAACAGUGACGCGCUCAAGUCUCAUCCUGCUGGUCAUCUGUUGACGAAGGUUGAACCUACAGUUGAAGAGCAUGACAUUCAUCUGCAACUACAAGCACUGGCGUCGUGCCUCGUCCACGAUGAGUUUCGUGUGCUGAUAGUGAAGUAUCUUCGUCCCUUUCUACUGGACUUGAUGGUGCGACUCAUUGACCCGGUCCUCGUGCUCUACGAACAGCAAGAGCAACAUAAGUAUUGUGAGUGUUCCGAUAGUAUGAAGAAGAGUGAACUCCUUGCUGCAACGUUAGCCGAGUUGUUGCACUAUUUGCCUCCAACAAGCACCUUAGCUCAAGAAUAUUUUCAAGCAGCGCAGUGUUUCUUUACGUUCGCAGACAUUGUCGCACCUCGAAAGCAACAAAGCAACGAGACUGUAACGAGACUGCGACGUAUCGCCAAGACAGCUUUUCUGCUGCUACGAGUAAGACCUACUGAGCUCACGUUACUCUGGAACUGGACGCCGUUUUUCCCGCUUAGUUUCCAUGACGAUAUAUACGUCCGUUGGUAUGCGGCACGUGCCACGGCGUCGAUAUUGAAGAUGGGAAAUCGACAGAGAAAUCAUUUUCUUCGUGAAUUGAACGUUGGUGAGGAAGCUGCAGUAAGUUGCAGUAGUCCUGUGGUACGACAGAUUGAACUAGAGUUGCACUGUGAGGACUUGAAACGACAGGAAGAUGUAAUUGAAGUGAAUGUAUAUCAGCAUCGAAGUGAUAAUGAUGGUGUAAAAUCACAAGCACUGGCUUUCCAUGAAUCGCUAGAGAAUAUCUUUGGUGUAGUUGUUACGACAAGCAAGCUCCGCCAGGAACGACUCGGAUUAGCACAAAAUUCAGUGACCAUUGAAGCGAUGGUUCCUACACCGUCGACGAAGCGGAACUUACGAUCACUUGCUAUUGCACUUGGGUUGAAACAACCGAUUCUGGUGGCAGGUCCUGGCGGAUGCGGUAAGACAGCUACGAUUCGUGAGCUCGCUCGACUUUCUGGCAACGAUGACAUGGUCGAACUGCAUUUAGACGACCAAAUUGAUAGCAAGACGCUGCUUGGAUCGUAUGUGUGCACAGACGUCCCAGGCGAAUUCACAUGGCAACCUGGUGCGCUGACAACUGCUGUACUUGCAGGGCGGUGGGUACUUAUCGAGGAUAUCGAUCGGGCACCAUUCGAGGUGCUUGCGGCGCUAAUGCCGCUUCUUGAAAUGCGUGAAAUGGUGCUUCCUGGCCGCGGCGAAUUGCUAGUGGCAACCUCGAAUUUCCAGAUUUUUGGAACGACAACAAACCGGUAUCAAAUGCCAAAGGGAUUUCAGGAGUCUCUUUGGACGAGUGUUGAUGUCGCGCCUCUUGCAAAUAGCGAAAUCGAGCAAAUUAUGCUGACCCGUUUCGUGAGGAUCCCGCGGCAUGUUGUGUCGAGCAUCAUGACCACGUACAAUGCUGUGUCCGGUAAUACAAGCGAGGAGACGUGUGGUCCUGCGCAAUUAUGGAAAGAGACACGGCGUAAUUACGGCCGUGAUUUUUGCUUGCGUGACUUGCUGAAGUGGUGCAAAAGAAUAUAUCGCUUUUGCUACUCUGCUGCUGGAGCUGCUAGCGAUAGCUCAUGGUCCAAUCACGAAUACAUUACCGAGGAUGAGCGCAUGCGUAUUGUGGUGGAAGCACUAGACGUGUUCUGUGCAGGUAUUCGGGAUUCGAAGACGCGCUUGCAUUCGGCUUGCGCGGUAGCAGCCAUUUGGGAAGUGCAGCCCGAGAAGAUUAAAUAUUACCUUGAGCAACACAAGCCUCAUGUUGCAUUCAGCACACACGAAGUGGAGUUUGGCCGUGUGCAUCUGCCAACAUUAUCACAGCAAGCGCAGCUUGAGCAAGGCGACAAGCCAGCUAGUAGCUCUGUGGUGAUGACUGGCCACGUACUACGUAUAUUGGAGAAGAUGGCAGCCAUUGUAGCGACCUGUGAGCCAGCACUACUUAUUGGUGAGACAGGUUGCGGUAAAACCACGAUAAUUCAGCACAUGGCGGAAGCAAUGGGACAGCGCCUUGUGGUACAAAACUUGAAUAUCCAGAGUGAUGGCUCCGAUCUUGUUGGAGGGUUUAAACCUGUGGAGAUUCACUUGCUCGCUCGCCCAUUGUACAUGACCUUUGUAGAUCUUUUUACUAGUACAUUUUCGCAGAAGAGCAACGCUGGAUUUUUGAACGUGGUUCGAACUGCAUUAGAGCACAAGAACUGGAUUAAACUAGUAAAGGGCAUGCGGAAAGCCGUUCAGAUGGCUGCCUUUAAACUUCACAACAACAGCAAAUGCGAAGCGAUUCGAGACGAACUGGAAGGUACAGAUAGUAACAAAAUGUCCACACCUGGCGCGUCGUCGAGCAUUUUGGUGAGCCAGUGGGACACAUUCGAGGCGGAAUUGGUGCGAUUUGAACGGCAACAAGAGCAAGCUGAAUCGCACUUUGUUUUUUCAUUCGUAGAGGGUGUUCUAGUGAAGGCACUGCGUGAGGGUCAUUGGGUGCUGCUCGAUGAAAUUAAUCUUGCAUCUUCUGACACACUGGAGCGAAUAAGUACGUUAUUGGAGCAUGAAACAAGCGCAUUUUCUCUCACAGAGCGAGGAGAUGUUGAAAUAAUACGCCCGCAUCCAAAUUUUCGUCUUUUUGGUGCUAUGAAUCCGUCAACGGACGUGGGCAAAAAGGACUUACCGCCUUCCCUUCGCAAUCGUUUUACUGAAAUUUAUGUUGACGAGUGUGUCAACCCAUCAGAUUUGCAAAUGGUGGUUCACCAUCAUUUUAAGGAAAUUCCGGGGGCGUUGGUUCCCGAAACGGUCGAGUUUUAUCUAGAGGCAAGAAGGCAAGCUGAUCUGCGAUUAAGUGAUGGCGCAUGUCACAAACCCCGCUACUCUCUUCGUACACUAAGCCAGGCGUUGCAUAUAACACGAAUUUUAAUUCAGCGAGGCUAUGGCACAUCCCGAGCAAUGUUUGAAGGUUUUUGCUCAAGUUUCUCUACUCAGCUUGAAAUUGACUCGCGCCAGUACCUUGAGAAACUCAUUAAGAAUACGUUUGCGAAAACUCUUAAGUCAAAAGAGCUUACCCGCUCCCCGCCAUGCCCUGGACGCUCGAAGAAGACUUCUGAAUAUGUCUUGGUGAGCUCCUACUGGGUUCAAAAAGGUGAUUUCCAGCCUCCACGAGACGACUCGUUGCCGGAUCCAGUGACUACCCGACGAAAGUUUGUGCUUACAAAGUCAGUGGAAGAAAAUUUGCGCCAUGUGACACGGGCAGCAUUAAUCGGCAAGUAUCCUGUGCUGUUGCAGGGACCAACAUCUGUUGGUAAAACAUCUUUGAUCAAGUAUUUGGCAGCUCGCGUCGGUCAAAAGUGCGUGCGAAUUAACAAUCACGAGCACACGGACAUUCAAGAGUAUCUGGGAAGUUACGUAUCGGACUCCAAUGGCAAGCUUGCGUUCAAGAAAGGUGUUUUAGUUGAGGCCAUUCGCAAGGGGUGGUGGAUUAUAUUGGAUGAGUUGAAUUUGGCUCCUUCAGAUGUUUUGGAGGCUCUUAAUCGACUGCUGGAUGACAAUCGUGAGCUGUUUCUGCCAGAAACCCAGGAAACCUUUAAACCUCAUCCGAAAUUUAUGUUGUUUGCAACCCAAAACCCUCCAGGGCUUUACGGUGGACGUAAAGUGCUGUCACGUGCAUUCCGCAAUCGUUUUUUGGAGAUUCAGGUGGAUGAAGUUGCACCCAGUGAGCUUCAGACAAUUUUGCAGGAGCGCAGUUCACUGCCUGCGUCGUAUUGUGGAAUUUUGAUUGACAUUAUGCGGCAGCUGCAGCUUGUUCGGCAACAAUCGUCAGUUUUCGCCGGAAAGUCAGGAUUUAUUACUACUCGUGAUUUGCUUAGGUGGGCUGAACGUCGACCAGCAACUAAGCAGGCUCUAGCUGAGGAAGGAUACUGUUUGCUGGCCGAGCGGUUGCGAAAGGAUGAUGAGAAGCAAGUGGUCAAGCAAAUUUUGGAGAAGAAUUGCAAUGCCAAAAUUGAUUUGAACGCUCUGUAUUACAGUGGCAAGCCUCGUGAGUCCAAUCUGUUGAACCAGAAUGGUGAGAUUGAGCAGGAGACAGUAUGGGGUACUAAGGAACAGUUCGAGCGUGUUCAAGCGAUGGUAGAUCACGCUAUUGAGGAAGCUGCUUUCGGAAAGGCUAGCAACGACGAGCGCAAGUCGACCGGCAAUGCGGCAGGGUUAGAUAAGAUAAGUGUAACAAAGUCGCUCCGGAGACUGUUUGCGCUUGUUGGGCGUUGUUUACAAAACGAAGAGCCUGUUCUCCUGGUUGGAGAAACUGGCUGUGGCAAGACUACCGUUUGCCAGUUGUACUCGCUCCUUUUCGCUCAGCCGCUCCAUAUCCUAAAUUGUCAUCAGCACACUGAGACCUCGGAUUUUCUGGGUUGCUUGCGGCCUGUUCGUGGAAAGGAAAAGACCGUUCAGGAGUUGGAAGAGGCCCUCAUUAGAUAUUUUGUGCUUGAUGACGGAUGCAUUGAUGAGCAGGUAAUCGAGCAGCGUCGAACGGAUGCCAAGGCCUUAGGUGUAAGUGCAAUGCUGACGAAAUACAAGGAGACACGAGUUAGCGUUCUGGAUGGUGACUCAACGCAGCAGAAAGAACUUGUGGAACAGAUUGACGUAUUAAAACGGCGAUUUCAAUCUAUUUUUGAGUGGGCUGAUGGUCCUUUGGUGGAGUCCAUGAAGAACGGCGAUUUUUUCUUAAUCGAUGAGGUUAAUCUUGCUGAAGAUGCCGUUUUGGAGCGUCUAAACAGUGUCCUGGAACCGUCACGAACCUUACUGCUAGCUGAGAAAGGUGGUGACGAAGUAGAAGAGAUAGUAGCUCACCCGAAGUGGCGUGUGAUGGCGACGAUGAACCCUGGUGGCGACUUUGGUAAGCGUGAGCUGUCUCCUGCUUUGCGUAAUCGUUUUACGGAGAUUUGGGUACCAACCAUUUCGGACAUAGAUGAUAUCGCUACUGUCAUUCAUGACAGGUUGGUUUGGUCCGGAGCGGGUAUUCCGCGACCUGUCGCCACGCCUUUAAAGCAAAUUGAUGACUUGGCUGCGCUAUGCAAUCCAAUCUUAAGUUUCGUUACGACAUUUAACGAGGCGAAUGAAGGUGUUUGUGGAUGUGGAGCUGUGACUUUGCGCGACAUCCUCAGCUGGAUUAAUUUCAUCAUUUCUGUCGUGAAAAAGCGAGAAUCUGACUCAUCAUCUAAGCAAAUGGCAUGGAUGGCGUUUGUGCAGGGUGCUGCACUGUCGAUACUAGAUGGUCUUGGUCUUGGCUCUGAUAAAGCAUUACAAUCGGCUCUGAAGGCGAGAGAAAAGGCAUACGACUACUUGAUAGCGCUAGUGCCAGACGAUGAUCUAGUUGUUAAGGAAAAAGUCAUUGACUCGCUGAACGUCACGACGCUAUCUGGUGAAAGCAGCAUUGACCAGCUGAAUUGGAAUGCUACUGCGGGGACCACUGAAGAGAGGUUUGGUAUUAGCCCUUUUCUUAUCUCUCGCGGACCUAAUCCUUUGCGGAAGUCGUCUUUUUCUUUAAAGGCUCCAACAACGAUGUCAAACUUGUAUCGCGUCUUGCGUGCCAUGCAGGUCAGCCGCCCCAUCAUUUUGGAAGGUUCUCCAGGUGUCGGCAAGACCAGUUUGAUCAGUGCAUUAGCGGCAGCUUCAGGUCACCGUCUUGUGCGUAUCAACUUGUCCGAACAGACUGACAUUUCUGAUCUGUUCGGAUCGGAUCUACCUGCUGCCUCUGGUGAUGAGAAUAGCGGCCAAACUGAGGGAGGAAACUCAAGCGACUUGUUCGAGUGGUGCGACGGUGUGUUCUUGCGUGCUUUAAAAGCAGGUGACUGGGUUCUACUUGACGAGCUUAAUUUGGCAUCACAGUCUGUUCUGGAGGGUUUGAACUCAUGCCUGGACCACCGAGGUAGCGUCUACAUUCCCGAGCUCGACCGCGAGUAUAAGUGUCCGCUCUCUUUCCGAGUUUUUGCUGCGCAGAACCCGCUUCGACAGGGCGGAGGCCGCAAGGGCCUCCCAAAGUCAUUCUUGAACCGAUUUACUCGAGUUUUUGUUGAGACUCUGCACGAGCAAGAUCUGAUCCACAUCACGAGCUCCAUGUAUCCUACGCUGGACUGCGCCGUCUCAGAAAUGGGCUUAAGCAAUAUAUCGUCAAAUGGACAGACUUUGCUAGAACGGAUUAUCGGCUUUAAUGAAGCGGUGCAUGAGGACACCAUGGUGAACUGUAAGUAUGGGCGUCUUGGUGCACCGUGGGAGUUCAACUUGCGCGACGUGUUUCGUUUCUGUGACUUGCUUAAGCAACGGCCACAACUAACGAACAGUCCUGAUAGCCAGCUUCAGGCGUUAAGCUACUACGUAAACUUUAUCUAUGUGGAACGUAUGCGUUCUGCUCGCGAUCGCCAGCUAAUCUCUCGCCGCUUUGAAGAUUUUUUUGGCGUAAAGCCAAUGGAUUUGAGUGAGGUUUCACUUCGCAUAUCUGCAGAUUUUGUAGAGAUUGGAAGUGCAUUGCUUGAGCGGCGACAAGAUGGACACGUUGGUCAUGUUGCGCCGCCAAUAUUCAACUUCUUGCUGAGACCAAUGGAGGCGCUGGUGCAUUGCGUGAAUAUGUCAUGGCCGGCUCUUCUCAUAGGCUCACCUGCCAGCGGAAAAACAUCCUCGGUUCGUCUGUUAGCUGCUUUGAGUGGAAAUACGUUGCACGAACUCGGUAUGAGUGCCGGAACGGACGCUACGGAGCUGCUCGGUUGUUUUGAGCAAGUAGAUGUUGGACGAAAACUGCGUGACAUCAAGCAGAAAAUUCAAAUUGUCUACGAGAAAGUGCUUCAGCAGCUGAUGCUUGCAUCCGCGACUAGCGGGAUUUCUCAGAAGAAGAGAGCAACGAUCCAAAAGAAGGCUGACCGUCUCUGCAGUACUUGGUGGACACUCAUCACGCGAGAAAAGUAUUACAGCGAAAAUGCAUCGCUGCGGAUUUCGAAUGGAAAAAAGGUUAAAACGAAAAAGUUACCAAAGGGACAUCUAGAUGAGGUAGUUGUCGAUUUGAUGAAGGAUGUCGUUAGUUUGCUUCAGAAGUCUGACGCCACAAAUGGGGAGAUGCUAUUGAUGCUUGCGGGCUUUAUGAAUGACAUUAACAACGUCGUGCAAAUCAGUAAAUCGACCUCAAUUGCAAGCUGCUUUGAGUGGGUAGACGGAACUCUCAUUCAGGCCAUGGAGAAGGGUCAGUGGGUGCUACUGGAUAACGUCAAUUUUUGCAGCUCAUCUGUGUUGGACCGAUUGAACUCGUUGAUGGAGACUGAUGGUGAGAUGCUUAUUAACGAAUGCGGUAUCAUCAACGGUAGACUUCGUGUCAUUAAGCCCCACAAGAAUUUCCGAGUGUUUUUGGCUAUGGAUUCUCAAUAUGGUGAGGUUUCUCGUGCGAUGCGAAACCGGUGCGUGGAAAUUGCACUUUAUGAGGAGGAGGCAUCGCGUCUAGAUCUUAUUAAGAUCGCGCUGGCGUGUGGAGUUCCAGGGUUUGCUCUCUCUCGAGCUUUCCAAAUUGCCCAUGAGCGCGUUGUCAACAAACUCGGAGAGCAUCUGGUGGCCACGAAAUAUGGUCGCAUUAACCGUCGGUACCUAGAACACUGGUCUUUGUUGGCUUUCGCUGAGCUUUCACGAGGAGUUGAACCCCUUUACGCCAUCACCGAGUCUUUCCAACGUGUAUAUGGUGACGGGUUGCCAGCCCAGCUUGAUUUGAGCCAAGAGAUGUUAGAGCUGUUUCUUGACGCAUUACAAACUUCCCAGCAAAACGACCAAGGUCAGCGUGCGCUUUCAACGAUUGCCGCACCUUCUACAUUGGUGAUGUGUCAGCAGAGCGACAGCUUUGUGCUGCAUCGAGAUAUUGCGUAUCUUGAAUACCUCAUUUUGUCCUCACAGCAGAGCGCGAGUGACCUGCAACUAAGCUGGUUGUCUCCCCAGGUUAGCGCUGCUACCUGUAAAGAUACUCCAGUUUCCGGUGGAGAUAGCAAUUUGAAUGCUUGGCUGGAGUAUAUUGUAUCGCGGAUCAAUCACCAAAAGACGACUUACACGCAGAGGGCUCUAGAGGUAGCCAAUGAUCACCUAUCGUCGAAGUCGUUCUUUGGGCUAGAGAAUGCAAACACGUCUUUAGCAGUGACGCUUGCCCCUUUCGCACUACGUCGUAUUGUGAAAGUAACAAGUACAUGCGACAAUAUAAGUACUCACUGGUCAUUGACAGCGGACCGCCUCUUUUUCGCUUUGGAGAAAAUUGCUCGUGGAGCAAGUGGAAAUACAAACACGUUACGCUCGGUUGAGUUGCUUGCCCGCUUCCUUCGAUCGAUGACGAAGACUGAGUUAAACACCACCAUUUUUCAAAAAGUUGAUGAAACGUUGCGGCAAUUGACAAAUUUGCUGGAAUGUUCAAUGCGCUUGCCUUCCUUGCCAAUGUAUUUUUCAGCCAGCCAUGCGGCUUUCUUAAACUUGCAGUCACUUGUUGCUGAAUCUAUAGCAAGGACCCCGUCCAGAAAGCCCGACCUUGACAACGCUUGGAAGUCUGUGCUACUCGCUCAACGCCAUCUUGAGCUACUGGAUGGCAUUGAAUGGUUAAGGUUCUGCGAGGAGGAACAGUAUCAUCAAGUUGAUGCGCUUUUCACUGCUUCGUCAAAGGACAGCAAGCGCAAACGUAAUAAGAGCAGCCUCCGCUGUCUUAAGACCAAUCUGGACAAAUUGUCAGUGCUACAGCAGUCGUAUGCUGUGCACACAUAUCACGCUGAUCGUUCCAACGUGGAGAAUGAGCCGACGUUCUUGGUUUAUCCGCUUUUGGUUGCUUUCGAUGCUUUCCUUGCAGAGUUGGUUCGAGAUUUUUCGACUCCGAUUAUCAUGAAUCCGUUGUUUUUCGAAGCUGUUAAAGCUGUUUUCCGGGACCGAUUUGAGUUUUCGAUUCAAUUGCGAGUGAAGGUUUUUGAGUGGACCCACUUUCUCAUCCAUUGGCAGUGGCUGAAGAAGGCACUACUGCGACUUGGAAAGCUGAUCGAACAGCAUCCAGCUGGCGCGUUUACGUGGAGCUCGCAUUGGGGUGGCUUGCGGGAGAUGUCCCAGCGUAUGCAAGCAGCAAUCGAAAAGAACAUCGGCUGCAGAUCCAGGAAAGACGUGCUUUGGAAGAAGGGAGGCUACUCGUUACUUCCGAGCAGUGUCGACCUGUGGAAAGCUGAAUACCUGCUUUUAAGGCUUUCCAAGGUGUUCAUGCAAGUCAACUCGACGUGUUUUUCUGCUCUUUCCGUGGGUGCAUCAGGUGGACCUGUGGACGGUAGGGUCGACGUGCUUGCGCUUUUGUUUGGUGGCGUUGCCUCAAUGGAAGCUGCGAUGGAAAGCGGAAGACUGAAUGUGUCGCCACUAUUUUACGUGGAUAUUGAUUCUCGGAAGGAGUUCUUGCAUGCGCUAUGUGCAUUCUCGUACCUAGCACAAGAGCAAACACAAGGAAAAUGUGGACGUGCCUCUACAGCAAAGCAGCCACAUGCGCUGAUGGCGGAAGAAUUGUUGAAGCUGCCUAGUGUACUCCAGAAAAAUCUGCAGAACAAACAGCUGAAGAUGACGGAGUUAAUUUCAAAGAAGACGUUGUAUUUGAGUGAAGCAGAGGAAAGGGCUGACAGUCACGUGGAUUUGCUAAGCGUAGAAGAUAGGCGUAUUGGCAAGGAUGCGCCGAUCCUGCUAUUUAACAUGAGGGAUAGUGCACCUUUCAUGGACCGUAUAGUGACCUUCCAAUUGAGUCCGAUGUUCGAGCAUGCUCUUGCCCGCCAAGAACUUCAGAGUAUUACGGGGCUGGUACACGUGCUAAAUAUGUAUCGCCUGCGCAAGAACAACAUGUCUCAAACGAGAUGCAUUGAGAUAGUCAGGGACAUUUCGAAUGUCCUGAAGUCACUGGAAGUCAUCAUUGAGGAACUACUACGACUGGGGCUUCGCGAUCCUGCUAAUUUCUAUGCGUAUCAAGACAUCGUUUGGUGCGGGCACAAACUCUUUUCUCGGGAAAUUUCUAGCGAGGUGCAAGGUGACCUCACUGCCGAGCUUGAGCGGUUUGUUUUCGUGGUUCAGUCGCACCUGAACAGCGUGCUGUCUAAAUUCCACCAGUUCUUGCGCUGUAAUAGCUUCAACGAAGUGGACCUUAUUUCGCUGGAGAUUUUUGAUACUCGAAAGAAAUUACGCAAUGCACACAAAAGCCUGCCCGCCGUGAAUUCGGACGUUGCCGAUCACGCUCAGGUUAUUGCAGGCUACCCACGUUUGUUUCAGGCCGUCCAAAGCGCAGUUGUGCUGAAAAACAUUGCAGAGUUAAAUUUAGAAGAGUCAAUGUGCCCUACUAGCGAGGCGCAAGUGCGUGCUGCAAGGCUCGAGAAAAUCAAGACCCAUUUUGAAACCAAGCCGGCCCAGUCAGGAGACAUGAUGUCAAUCACAAGCAGCUCGUUUGUAAGAGAACUGUUUGUAGCGACGGUGUUAGCUUUCGAGUCGACAUUCCCAAAGGAUUCCGUGUCUGUUCAGUGGAAGGAAAUUUGUUCUCUUCUGCUUCAGUUUGCGGAUAGUGCGCAAACUUUUGAUGCCAGCGCUCAAACCAAAUUGCUGCAUGCUUUGCGAACUUCCGAGGAUAACACGUUUGUGACGCUAGUUGAUGUACUCGUAGUUCCGUUGGUGACGACUAUGAGUAUGAAAGACAAAGGGCAACAUAGUGGACGCUGCUCAAGUGUGAUUGGGGAGAGCAUGAUGCUUUUGGGUUUGUGGCGAUUCGCGCUACUUCUCCCGUCCUCACCAGUGGAUCCUGUUACGAAGCCGUUGGUCAAGAAGGAAAAUUUGCUUAACCGCUUGGCAAUGCUCACAAUGCAGGAUGCUGUAAGCUCUUCGAUUCGCCGACUUAAUCCUUCGCCGGCGUCAUCGUAUUUUGCUGAAAAUGAUACUCGCUUGUUGCGUGAAUUGUCGACCCAGAUAAUGGAAGUUUCUACUCGUGCUAUCAAGCGAUAUCAUCCGAUCAAGCUGCGCAGUGAUGCUGCAAUGAUGGACUCGGAGGACUUCAGAGUGCAACCUGUGGCAGCCUCUGUAUUUGGUGAGCUCUUCCGUGAUCUGCUGCGCUUUAACGCUACGAUGAUGUCAGCUGAGAAAAUGCUGGCAUUGCUUUCCACCGCUCGAUCACCAAAGUCCUCGCAACAGCGGAAACGCGAGCUCUUGCGUGAACUUAAUAUGCUCCAACAAACAUCAGAAAGCUUCCUUGCUCAAAUGUCGAAAAAGUUUGGUGAGUGCUUUCGCGAUAUAUUGGAACCUGUUGCAGCUGCUAUUUACUGCGUAAAGGAAGGUAUUGCACUCGUAACAUGGUCAUUAUAUGAGAGCCUUAAGGAUGCCUCGCUCAAAAAGCAGCAGAAAGAGGCUUUAGCUCUCUCUCUCGUGCAGUUCCCUUCUACCUUGACCGUUAAAACGGCGGGUCAAUCUUGGCGCGGAAUUCAGUUGAUGCUGCAAAUUGUGGGGACAUCUGCCACGUCAAUUCUGUUCGGUGCGAAUGUAACCAACAAACGCAAGAAUCGCGCGCUAUACUUAACGGCGGUCGAGACUGCCCUUGAUAGCAGCAAGACGCUGUUUGAUCUGUUCCUGGCGAAGUGGCUGGAACAGAAAGAACGCGAGGAGCAGAAACGGAAAGAGGAAGAAGAAUUGUUUAAGUAUAAGGUCCGUCAGUUGGAUGUGGAAACAGAGGAAGAGCUGCAGGAGAAAGAGUAUCGCGAGCAGUUCCCAGAUUACAGCCAUGAUUUUCAAGCAUUUUUGAGCCCAGAUCAAGCAGCAGUAGCUGCUGAGAAAUUGGGUCUGUCGGCACCGGCAGAAAUGGAUUUGCUGAUCACGGACACCAUCAUGCAGCGGUUGUGUGAAACGCACGUGAAGCUGUACGCAGAGACCGCGAACUCUGAAAUCACAAUCACCAAGAGUGAAAUUGUGGACGCAUUUUCGAGGGCGUUUUCGCUAGCGCUUAAGCUGCGCAAGUCAUUGAACGCGAUGGCUUCUACCGCCAUUGAGAAUGCCGUGGCAUCAUCAGGAGUCUUGGCUGCCUCGCUUGUUCAAACUCGCCUUGGUAGUACCGUUGGAUCGAAAAAGAAUGUUGUGCCGUCGAUUCAUGCAAUAAACAGUGACUACAUUCGAGGUAUCGACUUCCAUCGUGACCCACUGGUCAAGGAAGUCGUUCUUGUCGCAGAACCGUUGCAGCGCUUGAUGGUCAAGGUUCAGUCACUUUUGGCUCAAUGGCCCGAUCAUGCUAUUCUACAGCAAAUUGUGCUCGUUGCCGAUCGUAUCCGCAACUUCGAGAUCAGCUCUCCGCUGGUUCGCACGCUCACUGGGGUAGAACUAUUGCUUCGUAAGGCUCAGGAGUGGGAGAUGUAUGCGGCACGGGCUUACUCGAUAAGUGAUGAACUAAGCGCUCUGUCAGCCUUGGUCACGCGGUGGCGAAAGCUGGAGCUGUACUCGUGGCCCCAUCUACUUUAUGUGAAGGAAAAACAGCACCGUUUCAUGGCACAGAAGACGUGGAUUAGCAUGUACUCUCUGCUUACGGCUCAGUUUGAAUCGGACGCUGACAUCUUGCGUGAUAUUGAUACUAGCAGAAGGAAUCCACAAAAUGUGCAGUGGCUUCACCUGAACCGCCUGUCGCUGUGGGUUUUUACACUGGUCAACUGUAAAGUUGGCAUCUCGGCACUGAGCGCUGCCGCACGAGAGAGCCAAGCUAGGCAGCGUGAGUUCAUGACCCGAUUAUUCGAAACAUUGGAUGCUUAUAUUCGUUCAUGUCCUAUCGGCCAAUACGAAACUCGCCUACGUGUGGUGUAUUCGUUCUGCUCACAGCUGUUCAUGGAGCUUUGGAGCCCCUCCGAGCGCCAGAGAAAAUCGACCAACUUUGAUACAAUGCCUUUGAAACAUGCGCUGGCAAAUAUGCUGUACCAUUUGUACCGGUACUACGGGCAACAUUUGGGAUACUUGGAGCGUCAGUGGAGUGGUCUUAAGGCGCCGAUUCAGCGUAAAUUGGUGGAGUUUGUCAAAAUCUGCCGGUGGGAUGAACAAACGUAUUACUCGCUUGCAGAAUCUGCGGAAAAGUCGCACCGCAAACUAAUGAAGUUUGUACGUGAUUACGAUUCUGUGCUGAAUGCGUCCAUGCAAUCCGUUAUUGAUGCUUCAACGGACAGUGGGAUUACGAAGGAAUGCGGUUUUGUUGGAAUUCGCUCAACAAAGACAGAGCUUGCAGGUCUUAGCGACGAUGUUGUGGUCCCAAUGGAUGUUCAGCAGGAAAAGGAUCAGGAUGCUAAGGAGGCUUUUUUAAGUGGAGAGACUACCGAGGGUGCGAAAAUCUAA